CCGAGCGCGGCCGCCGCCAGUCGCCGGCGCGUCCGGGGGGCACAAAGGCCGCAGCAUGGUCCUGGUGCACGUCGGAUACCUGGUGCUGCCCGUCUUCGGCUCCGUGCGCAACAGAGGUGCUCCCUUUCAAAGGUCUCAGCAUCCCCAUGCUACCUCCUGCCGGCACUUCCACCUGGGUCCCCAGCCUCAGCUCUCGGCCGACUUCGCCCUGCCUCACGCGGUGCAGUCGCAGCCGGGGCUGGCUCCCCACAUGGCCCCCGCGCACCAGCACAGCGGCGCCCUGCACCAGCCCCUGCCGCCCGUGCCCGCCCUGCCCUUCCAAGACGUGGCCGGGCCCUCCUUCCUACCUCAGGCGCUUCACCAGCAAUACCUCCUCCAGCAGCAGCUCCUCGAGGCGCAGCACCGCCGGCUCAUGCCCCAUCCCAGGCGGGCCCAAGAGCGCAUGUCUGUCCAGCCUCACCGCCUACACCCCAGCUUCGACUUCAGCCACCAACUGCAGACUCCACAACCCAUGGGCCCCCAGCCCAGGUAUCUGGCAGAGGGCACGGACUGGGACCUCAGCGUGGACGCGGGGCUGACCCACGCCCAGUUCCAGGUCCGGCCGGUGCCCCAGCCCUAUCAGCAUUACUUGGCCACUCCUCGGGUGCACCACUUCCCCAGAAGCACAUCCUCAACCCAGGUGGUUGUUCAUGAAAUCAGAAAUUACCCUUACCCUCAGCUUCAGCUGCUUGCUCUUCAGGGACUGAACCCAAGCAGGCACACAUCCGCUGUGCGGGAGAGCUAUGAAGAGCUGCUGCAGCUGGAGGACAGGCUGGGCAGUGUGAGCCGGGGCGCCGUCCAGAACACCAUCGAGAGAUUCACCUUCCCCCACAAGUACAAGAAGAGAAGACCACAGGAAGGCAAAGCUGAGCAAGACGAUGGCGAGGAGUCAGAUACCGACGAGAAAUGCACAAUCUGUCUGUCCAUGCUUGAAGACGGAGAGGAUGUCAGGCGGUUGCCCUGUAUGCAUCUCUUUCACCAAGUGUGCGUGGACCAGUGGCUGGCCACCAGCAAGAAGUGCCCGAUCUGCAGGGUGGACAUUGAAACACAGCUCGGCUCGGACAGCUGAAAAGACUGGCUGGACACACCAUUUUCCUUACCAGGUCGUAUGGCCAUAAACCCUUGCAGCGAAAUUUUUUGCCUUCUGAGCCAUUUGAUUGAGAGGGGAAGUCUGCAGGCAUGGUAGUGAGGAGAAGGAGGAGGUGAUACAAUAUCUAGCAGUAGGAGAUGUUGCACAUAUAUGCAGGAUACAGGCCCAGUGAAAGGGAGCUGGCAUUCCCGGAGCUCAGAGACCCCGUGCUGCAGAAGAUUUUAGUGUUGAAUAUGAAGGAACUAGUUGUGGUUAGUCCGGCCUGUCAAUCCUGCUUUUCAUGGGGAUUGUAUAUAUACCUCUCAAAUAUGUAGAAACAUGUUAGGGGUCCUUUAGCUAUUUCUAUGGAUGGCAGCUGGAGCAUGUUAGCUUAAGAAAUGUUGUGUUUGAUGCCCUACUCAUCUUGUGGUGGACAUGUUGCUGUUACCUAAUUUGCACCAAAUAUUUUUUCAUAGAUUCCUUAUUUUGGUGCCUGAUUAAUACAUUGCAGAGGGGGAAUAAAGAGGUCAAACAUCCCCAUCCUCGGGGUGGGGGAAAGAGGAGAAAAAGCAAAUCCUGUUUACAGUCAGAAGGGUUUGUGCUCUUUGCCUCAGCCGCGUGUGCUUCUUUCCCUUGCAUUUACAGUGUGUUGCAAAUUUAGAGAAGCUUAAUAAAAAUAAAAAUUGGGGAUAAAAUGAACGAAGCAAUAGGGAAAAGCUUCGUUCCUGCUUGUCUGCUGGUGCUGGACACUUUCUGUAGCGGCACAGUAUUUGAGUAGAUGCUGUUUCUUUGCUUUCUGUAUUUUAACAAAGUAGCUUGUCAUAUCAAAAUCCAAGGAAGUUCUGUCUACAUGAUUGCAAUUGUCCGUGAUGCUUUCUUCUGUGAGCUGUGUGGCGUGUUGGCUUCGCCAGCACUGCUCCAAAGUGAUGGUUACGCGAGCUGGCGCCUUCCGCUGUUCUUUGGGGCAUGACAACGCCAGAGAGGUGCCAAGAGGUGCAAAACGUUGACUCUCCUCCCAUUGCCAAAGCAUCUCUUAAUAAGGGGACAGAAGAGAACUCGAUGCUCACAAGAGACUGCUCAGACCAUGAACCCUUGGUCAUGGCAGGGGAAGGCAGGGUGGAGGUGGGGCUGCCACUUUUGGGAGCCGUGUCCCGCCCCAAAGCGUGUGUGCCUGCGCCCACACGGGCUUGUGUGCAUGUUUCAGGCCGUACCCACACGGAGUAAUCAGUGGCUGUUAAAAUGAAACUUAAUCACAUUAACACUCAAAACAGAAUUAAGAGGUAAUACCCAAAGGAGUGAGCUGUUGCAAUCCAUGCUCCCUCUAAAAAAAAAAAAAAAAGACCUCAGUACGCCGACCGCAGGGAUCAGGCGGAAAACCCUCGGGAAAACCAACAUUCAUAACCAAAACCUGUAGUUUUCUUUUUGUUUCUUUUUUUUUUUCUUUCAUACUAAGGGAGAAAGGAGCUGCAGAGAGGCAGCAGGGGAAUUAGAAACAUAAUCUAUUGAAAAUUCUGGUGUGGUGGGAAUGAUUUCUGUCUCCCCUGAGCAUAUGUUUCACUGGAGAGAAAUGCUCUCCCAAGUAGAUUCAGUCAUAAACCCUCAUCUGAGAAACUGCAAGAUUCUCAUGAGCUGUAACUGGAAAACACCAACCUCAGAGGCACACAGAGAUUUCUUUUUUUCUCCCGGUGAGAGAGGAGAGAGAAGAAGGGAAGCCCUACGUGAGGAUGCAGGAGCCUUUCUCAUUGUGUGCCAAAGCAGGUGGGAGGGAGUGGAAGGAGACAAAUGGUGACAUAAGGGAAGAUGUAUAAGGCAGAAGUUCUUGGCUGUAAGGGUGGGGACGCCCUGGCACAGGUUGUCCAGAGAACCCUGGAAGUGCUUAAGGCCAGGCAGGAUGGUGUCUGGAGUGACCUGGUCUAGUGGAAGGUGUCCCUGCCCAUGGUAGGGGGUUUGGAACAAGAUGAGCUUUGAGGUCCCUCCCAACCCAAGCCGUUCCAUGACUUUAUGGCACAUUUGCCACCCAGCACAAGUGACGGCUUCUUGGGGAAUGUGGUGGUCCCAGCCCUGAUGUCCAUGGGUCAAGGAGUGGCCCAUGGAUACCUAUGGGUCUUGCUCCACCAGCAUUGAAGCAGCAUUACAAAUAAUACUAAUAAUACUAAUAUCAUGACAAGCAAAGCGAGGUUUUGGUGGUAAAAUACUCUGCGCAGGUUUGGUCUGCCCAGGUGUGACCUGUGGGGGAGAGGCAGGGAGAGCAACAGGGGGAUUGAUACCUCCACUCGGUGGGGAGGGAAUGAGGAACACUUCUGGACCCUGUGUUUUCUUUUAAAGCCUAUGAGAAAGUGUUACUAUUUGCCUAAUAAACAAGCACAGUUUUUAAAAAAAAAUUAAAAAUUGAUCAAACUGAAAAAAAAAAAAACAACCAAAACCAACCAAACAAAAAGCAAGCAAACCUUUGAUGAAGAAAAGCACCAAACUCCCAUGGUCUCGUGUGAGUGACUGAUCCCAAGGUGCGUGCGAAUUUACAGUGUCUGGAGUUGUAUCAGUGUGUCAGGUUCCUUUGCGUUUAAAUAAUUUGUACAAGUAGGUUGCGAGUUAGGAUUGUGAGUUUAAAAACAAAACAAAACAAACAACAACAACAACAACAACAAAAUCUAGAAAUAAAACAUCAAUAGUUUACAGGGUUUUGUGAGUUUAAAUGCCUUAUAUUUAACAAUCAUAAUUUAUGACUAACUUGUAGAUAUUGUGGGUUCUAAUUUAAUUAUUUUUAUAGUUGUUUUUUUGCAUUUUUAAUUAUAAUUUAUUUAUUUAGAAAUUACUACUAAUUUUUUUUAUUACUCCUAUUACCUCAUUUUUGCAUUGUUUCUGGGAAUGGAAUGCUUUGCAUGCAUCGGUACUUAAAAUAAAAUUAAACAGGGGAUGUGGGGGGUAAUGCUUAUCUUGUCAAAAACAGAAAAAAAAAAAAAAAGAAAAAAAUCAGGGUGUGUGAUUACAAACUGUAUUACUGUGGUGCUGUUACCUUGGAUACAUUCCAUAAAAAUGCAAACCUUUGAUUCUGUAUGCUGUGACAUAGUGGAAAACUGCAAUAUAGUGACUGUGUUUAGCACAUAUAUAUGAAUAUUAUUUGCACUCAUAAUCAAACUCUGGUGAUCCUUUCACUUGUGUCCUUGCGCAUUGAAGGCGUUUAACGACGCUCUGCAUAAACCAAAACUUUUUGGUUGUUUCUUGGUACUGCCCUGUCCCUGAUGCCUCUGGUGAUGCUGCUGCUGCUGCUGCUGCUGCUGCUUGUGUGACCCUGCAAUAACACCCAGCAGGCCCCCACUGCAAGGGGCAAUGCAUGCCUUUAGUGCAAGAUUGUGUCAAAAGCCCAGGGAGGAAGCCCAGGUUUGGUGGCUCUGUAAUUUUUGGCGUCUAUCAGUGCUUGGUUUGGCUCUUUUCCCCCUCUGUGUGUGCACCCAGCUGGGGUGAAGGAGGCAAUAGGGUGAGCCUAAGCUUGGAGGCAACAGAACUGAGGGAUUCAAUGCAGUUUUUAGGGGUUGACUUCUUUACUCAGAGGCUAGGAAGACCCUGGCACAGGUUUCCCAGAGAAGCUGUGGCUGCCCCAUACCUGGAAGCGUCCAUGCCCAGGUUGGAUGGGGCUUGGAGCAGCCUGGGAUAGUGGAAGGUGUCCCUGCCCAUGGCAGGGGGUGGAAUAAGAUGAGCUUUAGGGUCCCUUCCAGCCCAAACAAUUCUGUGAUCCUGUGACACCACGUCUAGCUGAGAGCGAUUGGGAUGGACACGGGAUCCGUCUGCCAUCUCCUUGCAGCGCCUGCCAUGGGCACUGGCUGUAACCCCCAGCUCUGACACAUGCAUGGGGCAGAAGCACUUAACACUGAUCUUGACCAGUUGGCUUUACCCCUCCUGUACAGGAGGGAACCUCAAUUUGGAACUUUUUAAUCCAGUGUAGAGCUGGGACCUGCCCCUGAGCCCUCCUGCCCCCAAGAAGGGGGUCAGCCCCAAAAUGACAUGGCCAAGCAUCCCCAUCCUGCUGUGGCUACGCCACUCUUGCAAUGCAUUGCCCUUUCCCCAAAGGCUCCUGAAAUAUCACGAGUUCCAGCUUUGCCAGAAGGUUAGAGAACCUUUGAUAACAUUUUAAGCUUUAAGCCAUAACCAUGCUUGGUCAGUGCAGACAUUUAGCCUUAGUGUACAGGCAGAAGUGGGGUUUGAUGCAUGUGCUCAGCCAGUAGCCAUCCUCCCCACAAAAAGGCUUUGGAUGAAAUUCUCAGUUGGGUUAGAAAGGCACAAAAUCACAGUACCUUAAUUCUUUUCUCUCUGUCCCUUCAGGGUGCUGCGCUGCUUUGUUGACUUUGCCUUACCCCAGGUUUUAAACCUGUCUGUGUUUUUUACCUUGCUGCUCUGUAACACUCCUCCCCUGUAGCCUGGAGCUGUGAUUUUGAGCUGUGUGGGGACUGGGGGACUGGGGGGCUGGCUGUCCUCCCCCCCAAAGUCACUGUAAGAGGGAUAAGCAAAACAAGGAGCGAGUAAACAAAACCCCCUCUCCUUUAAUGACCCGGGCAGGUGAAAGGAUCACCCACAUUUUUGUAUUCCUACUGCUGUUCUGUUGUGCUGUGCAACAUUUUGCUACAUAGACUAUUUUAUAGAAGAAAGCUAGAAAAAUAUUUAUUAUUAAUAUUAAAGCAAUAGUGCAUUGAAGAAAUGGAAAGACAUUAGAAAUUGUGUAAAUGCUUAGAUUCACUUUUGGUGGACUUUUUGUACUUUAUUUAUAACUAAUAAAACAAACCGCAUUGCUAACUAUAAA
Molecule: messenger RNA, 5900 nt
Organism: Camarhynchus parvulus
Lineage: Eukaryota; Metazoa; Chordata; Aves; Passeriformes; Thraupidae
Gene: ARK2C
Product: ring finger protein 165
Exons: 8
Coding region: 56-1108 (350 amino acids)
Biological process (GO): motor neuron axon guidance; positive regulation of BMP signaling pathway
Molecular function (GO): ubiquitin protein ligase activity; zinc ion binding
Source: RefSeq, a predicted model, not a curated record